CAUACACCGCUACGAUCGCUGGAUUACCAUGUAUUACUAUAUCCGCUUACUAAAGAACACGCCAGUAGAGGCUGUCAUCCAGGAACCCUUCAAAAUAGUCUUCACAAUCACUACAGACCUGACGGAAAAAUUUUACGACAAGCCAUGCAAACUCAAAUGCCAGGCUGUUAUCAGAGCAGCUAUUACACAUCAAGACUCUGUCAGUGAUGCAGAAAACCUCACGACUAUUAUCCCUCAAGGGCUCUCGCAAGGGAGCUCGCUUGACUAUGAUCCAAAUAUUGGAUAUUGCUCCGUUGACCUCCGCAUAGCACCUUGUUUAACCGCCUAUGAUGAGUGUCAGCUCGUUCUCAGCCUUGAUCCAACCGCCUUUAAUACUCGUCAACUGGGAGCUAAAUGCUUGGUUGAGCCACCAGAGUAUGAGAUCAUACCUGCAUGGUCACUACCUAUCCGCUUGAGGCCAGCAGCAUUGGAUUUUUCAAGGAAGACCAAACAUCGCCAAGGCAACAAGAAGAAUCUUACCGACACACGUCAAGAUCUGGUGGAACGUCACUUCCGCCUACCGCCACAUUUCGCAAGUAAACAUGGAUCCGGUCGAUCGCUCCUUGUUCGCGAGGAUGCAACAGAAGGAAUUAUGGCGAGGCAUAUUUGGGACUCGGGCGUAUUCAUGGCUAAAUACCUAAUGCAGGAAGGGUCAUGGCUGAGUCAAUACAUGAGCGAAACAAGAGAACACAGAAAGAAGGAAGAGGCACCUAUAGAAACAUCCCUAUCUAAUCUCUCAGUAACAGACAUGACAAAUACCUCUAGUGAUUCAACAGCCGUUUCAAUGCCAGUAGAUAUACCCUCUACGAUAUCAGCAGAUGUAACAGCAGCAUCACCUUCUUCCAUUCCUAAUUAUAGCAAGAACGAGACCGAGGGUGAAACUAAAUCUGAAGCCAAGACUAAGAACCGAGAAAGAGUCUGUCUCGAACUUGGAGCAGGAACAGGAUUGGUAGGGAUUGCAGUUGCUAUCGCUUUCCCAGAACUGAAUGUACUAUCAACCGAUUUGGAUGAAGCGUUGACUCUGAUGCAACAAAAUGUGGAUGCAAACGCAGCUUUAUUACCUGAUAUGAAUAUAAAAGUCGGGUUUUUGGACUGGACGGAGAAAGAUCGAGUGGUAAAUCCAGUUGAAAUUUUGCUUUUAGCCGAUGUGGUCUACAAUGAUUUAUCGCACGAUUGGCUAUUGCAGACAAUCCUGGAUUACAGCGAUGAGGAAACUAAAGUAUUACUAGGGUAUAAAUUCCGUCAUGAAGCUGAACAAAAGUUCUUUGACCGAGCCAAAGCUUACUUUGAUAUUGUGAACGUGCACCAGCAAGACACCAUGCAGCUCUUUGUGCUGACACGCAAAGUUAAUAUAUAGAAA
Molecule: messenger RNA, 1399 nt
Organism: Lobosporangium transversale
Lineage: Eukaryota; Fungi; Mortierellomycota; Mortierellomycetes; Mortierellales; Mortierellaceae
Product: putative methyltransferase-domain-containing protein
Exons: 1
Coding region: 29-1396 (455 amino acids)
Biological process (GO): peptidyl-lysine methylation
Cellular component (GO): cytoplasm
Molecular function (GO): protein-lysine N-methyltransferase activity
Source: RefSeq, a predicted model, not a curated record